Molecule: messenger RNA, 736 nt
Organism: Abrus precatorius (Indian licorice)
Lineage: Eukaryota; Viridiplantae; Streptophyta; Magnoliopsida; Fabales; Fabaceae
Exons: 3
Coding region: 47-736 (229 amino acids)
Source: RefSeq, a predicted model, not a curated record
CUUUCAAAUUUAAGUUUAAUAGCUGACGUACGACCAGACAUAGAAGAUGUCUAUAAAUUCAUUGCCAGAGUUGUCUUUACUUUGCCAUCUGUUAGGGAAUAGCCAUGUGAUGUCACAACUGCCAUCGGAAUUUCGUAAUGUUCUUCGGAGAGGGAAGAAGCACCUGGGUUUGAAAGUCUUUGCUGAAGCAUUUAAAAUGAUUGGCAAUCCCUUGGUUGUUGCCAGGUUACGGAACACUUCAGAGAUUUUGUGUCCAGAUGCUGUGCAUGUGGAUUUCACAAUAUGUCAGCAAAGAGAGCUCGUAUUACAAGUGUUGUUUCCGAGUAGAGUAGACAGUGUGGUUGUUGGAGAAGCUUCUGACUCAACAUCUAAGGAGUAUUCUUCAGUAAACUGUUCCAGUCUUUCAAAUAAAAGCUCUGUUCCUGUUUCUGGUCAGACAUCGGAUAGUGGAUUUAAAUGUGAUAUUAACAUGUCUCUGAGUGUUGACUGCUUCUGGGAUAUGUUGGAAAAUCUACAUUUGGCAGUUGAUGAAUUGUGUCUUAGUAAGGGACCACCUAAUUCUGCAAUAAUAAAGGAGUUUUUAAAUACUUGGAUUGAACGAUUGAGUUGUUUGAUACAUGGAGAUGGUGGAUUGUCUCAAAACCCUGCUAAAUUUGAAAACAAAAAUGAAAUGGAAGAGAUGGUGAGCAUGCUUGAUGAAACGAAGCAACUUUCUUCUGCAUUGAGUGUGACGUAA